AUGCAUCAACCGCAGCAGCGUCAUCUCUCCACCUACCCGGCACUUCUGGAGCCGACGUGUCGUCGACGUCUUCCAAUGCCACCGGACACCCAUCUGCGACGAAGCAGCUCGCCGCGAAUCCUCCCAACACCACCUCCAUUGUCUCCAGAAUACCGGUGCCCGUCCGCCGCGCCACAUUUGGAAAGAAGGCCGUCGGGUAGACAGUUGCCACGGCCACCGACGGCCGAGCUCAACAAUUUGACAAGUUUGGCUCAGAAUGCUCCAGGCAACACCUCCCGGUGCUCCCUAUCCCCGGUGUCAUUGACACCCGACCCAACACCAGAUGAGCCAGAAUUCUACGAAGAAGAAGAAGAAACCGAAGAGGUCGAAGAUGACGUCGAGGAGGAGUACACACAGGAGGAAGAGGAGGUCGAGUACGAGGAUACGCCUGUAGUGGUGACACCUCCUGAAGAGGUGCGUCGUGUGUCGCCUGAGAUUCUGAUCGCGCCACCGCCACCCCAGCCACGUCGUCUGUCGAAAUUCUCGGUGCAUUCGCCGUCGAUCGAGCAGAUCACCAGCAAGUCAAACUCCGAUACCGAGGCGGACCCGAUUGCUCAUGGGUUGGAUCCAUCGUUGUACUCACCGAAUGCUCCAAUUAUUAUCGAAAAUAAUAAUGCGGCGGCGGUUGUUCAUAAAUCGAGCGUCGCCUCAAGCUCCAGCCCCACACCCCAACAACCCCGUGGUCUCGGACUCCUCCAUUGCUCCCUACUGUACUUUGCAGUCCGGAAGCGUCUACGUGUGACAAUCACCAAGAUUGAGGCACUCGCCGGGGAGCUGAAACCAGAAAUGGAGAUACAUGCACUGUGUAAAGUGAGCAUUCCCGGAUUGAAGGGAGCCAAAGAGCAGACGUCGGAGACGAAGAGGGGACGGGAUCCAAUGUUUAAUCAUGAAUUCUUCUUCGACAAUGUGACACACGAGGAGCUCGACACGAAGAUUGUCCUAAUUACGGCGUGUCACGCAGGCGGCGGAAUUAAGGGAAAAGACAUUGUGAUAGGUGAAGCAUCUGUGCCACUACGAGAUAUUCGAGAAAUGAAUACGAAGAAGGAGAUCAAGUUUAUCGAGGAGAUCAAGGCGUUGGUUCCAAAGAAGCUCGGAAAAAUCUACACCUCCUCCGUCAUCGAGAAGGACUCCAAACGUUUGACCAUCAAUCUCAAGAAGGUCGACGCCCUGCCAAAGUGUGGUCUUAUUGGUGCUCCAGACGUUUGCGUCAAAAUCACGUUGACACAAGGCGCCAAGACCCAGACAAAGUCCUCCAGAAUUAUCAAAAGUACCUGCAGUGCGGUGUACAACGAGGCGGUGAUGUUCCUUUGCGGGACGUCGAAAAACGAUUUGGCACAGACAGCGAUUGUGAUUUCGGUGCAUGACGCGCAGAGAACAUGCACCGGGGAUGAUACUAUCGGAUGUGCUUACCUUGGAGUCGGUGCUAUUGAUAAGUCGGAGAUUGAUCAGUGGAAAGGGACCACGGAGCACUUGGGGAAGGAGUAUAAGGGAAACCACACGCUCAAAGCGCCCCAAACAGCGCCACCCGUCCACGUGGCAGAGGCCAACGACGAUGUUGCAGCGGACGACGAGGACUAA
This is a messenger RNA of Caenorhabditis remanei, 1617 nucleotides long. RefSeq lists its product as uncharacterized. NCBI's taxonomy places the organism in Eukaryota, Metazoa, Nematoda, Chromadorea, Rhabditida, Rhabditidae. The coding region runs from base 1 to 1617 and encodes 538 amino acids. The record is from RefSeq and is a predicted model, not a curated record. Gene Ontology annotation, biological process: calcium-ion regulated exocytosis; cellular response to calcium ion; regulation of calcium ion-dependent exocytosis. The transcript is spliced from 11 exons. Gene Ontology annotation, molecular function: phosphatidylserine binding; clathrin binding; calcium ion binding.